Molecule: messenger RNA, 1721 nt
Organism: Gordionus sp. m RMFG-2023
Lineage: Eukaryota; Metazoa; Nematomorpha; Gordioida; Chordodea; Parachordodidae
Product: dual specificity mitogen-activated protein kinase kinase 4-like
Exons: 13
Coding region: 23-1063 (346 amino acids)
Biological process (GO): MAPK cascade; protein phosphorylation
Molecular function (GO): ATP binding; JUN kinase kinase activity
Source: RefSeq, a predicted model, not a curated record
CAGCACUUAUCAUUUAUCACUCAUGUCGAGAGAAAUAAAAAAUUCUUCAAAAAUUUUGUUGAAAGAUAUCAAACAACAAGAAAGACGUAAAAAUCUGUACAUUGAUUUUUCAUAUGUUAGCAAAAAUUUACCCUCUCUAUCCCCAUUUGGUAGUUCACUAAGUUCGAAAAAUAAAAAUCCAUAUGCCACUGGGAAAUUAACUCUUUCUCCAGAAUUAAUAUUUGAAUUUAAAACUGAAGACCUUAAAGAUUUAGGGGAAAUAGGUAGAGGAUCAUAUGGUGCUGUAAACAAGAUGCUGCAUUUAAAAAGUGGAACAAAGAUGGCUGUUAAAAGGAUUAGAUCAACUAUUAAUGAUAAAGAACAAAAUCAAAUACUAAUGGAUCUUGAAGUUGUAAUGAAGAGCAAUGAAUGUCCUUAUAUAGUCAAAUUUUAUGGCGCACUUUUUAAAGAAGGGGAUUGUUGGAUAUGCAUGGAAUUAAUGGAUACCUGCCUUGACAAAUUUUAUAAACAUGUUUACAACUCCUUGAAUUCUCAUAUACCUGAAGACAUUAUUGGCAAAAUAACAUUUGAUACCCUGUUAGCGUUAAAUUACCUGAAGGAGAGGCUAAAAAUUAUUCAUCGAGAUAUUAAACCGUCCAACAUUCUCCUAGACCAAUAUGGUAACGUAAAGCUAUGCGAUUUUGGCAUAUCCGGAAAACUGGUAGAUUCUAUUGCUAAAACCAGGGACGCGGGUUGUAGGCCUUAUAUGGCGCCAGAAAGAAUAGAUCCUAGUUGUCCCAAGGGUUAUGGUGUCAGGUCCGAUGUAUGGAGUUUGGGUAUAACACUUUUAGAGGUGUGUAUUGGGACGUUCCCUUAUCCCAAAUGGAAUAGCGUUUUUGAACAAUUAGCUCAGAUCGUUCACGGGGAUGCUCCAAAAUUAAGUAAUUCCUCACGCCAAACAUUAGCACACACGAUUAAUUACGAAAAUAUUGACACCAAAGGGAUCGAUAUCAGCUCUAAACAUUGGUUUUCCGAAGAUCUCAUUGAUUUCGUUAAUUCAUGGUUUUUUCUUGAUCAAGGAUGAAAACCAAAGGCCUAAAUACAAUGUUUUACUGAAACACCCCUUCGUUAUCAAAUACCAAACAUGCAAUGUCGAUGUUGCAUCGUACGUUACUCCUAUCUUAUUGAAUAUGAAGGAAAAUUGAAAAUUUCUAACAAAGUUCCAUUUUGUUAUAUAUUUUAAAAUAAGAUUGGAAAUAAUUCUCUUUAUAUUAUAUUAUAUUUAAUUUUUUUUAAAUAAUAUGUUACUUUUAUACCUUUUUAAGAUAUAUAUAUCUUUUUUUAAUCCAUAACAAAUUAAUGUGCAAUUUUUCUUGAUUUAUAAUUAGCAGGGAAAACUAAUCACAUUUAUUAUAUUCACAUUCUUAUUAGCCGCUGUGACAUGUAUCGUAUAUUUGACUAAAACUAGACCAUUCAAUUCCCCUCUCCCAAUUUCAAUAUUAUUUAGGACUUAUUUAAAAAUUAUGUGAUGACCAAAUUUUCAAUUACAAUAUUUUUUUAAAAAAUUUUUUAAUUUUCACAAAACAUUUUAUUUUCAAAAAAUUAUAAUUACAUUCCUUUAAAAAAAAGUAGUCAUAAUAUAAUAUAUGAAUUUUAAUUAAUUUUUUUUUAUAAGAUCUUGUCAUUUGCUUAAGCAUUAAUAUCCUUUCACCUAUUAAAAAAAUUCUAAUUAUUGUCAAUUA